Penicillium nucicola is the source of this 1131-nucleotide messenger RNA. RefSeq lists its product as uncharacterized. The transcript has 2 exons. The record is from RefSeq and is a predicted model, not a curated record. Bases 1 to 1131 code for a protein of 376 amino acids. Lineage: Eukaryota; Fungi; Ascomycota; Eurotiomycetes; Eurotiales; Aspergillaceae.
AUGAGAUACGUACUCUUCUCCCUCAGCGCGUUUGUGUUCUACGCGAUCUUCUACUUUUCCUAUAUCAAUGGCCUCGAUGAGUUGGGAAAGAAAGCCGUGGAGUCCGGCAAGCUCCCUAGCAUCAAUGCGCCCCUGCGAUCCGUAUACAUUGGCUUCGAGCCUGUCGAUAAGCUCCUAACAUUAUUGACUACAUUCUUCUAUCCCUCGCUCGAUGGCUCAAACCCUGGUCUUUUGCUUCAUAGCAUUGGCUUCUCGGGUACCUUCGGGGCAGCAUGGACUCUAAUCGUCCUCGAGUCAUGGCGGAAAGGUAACAUCGGCACCAUUGCCGCUUAUCCAAUGGUCUUUGGCCUCGCAGCCCAGGUCCUGACAUUUGCAUUUGCAACCCCGUUACUCUGCGCUCUGCAGCUGGGCAGCUCGAUCACCGCGCGCCGUCCCCAUGCAGACAACAUCCGCGUGCCACGCGCGGUGCUCGCCGCGCUGCCAUUGAUCUUCGUAGUCGGAUUCAUGGUCCCAACUAAUAUCAUGGUUCUACCCGCCCCGGCUGUGAUUACAGUGGACGUGAAGCAAAUCGCUAUUGCGAUGUGGCACCCCUGGCCCGGCUACGUUUCGAUUCUGACGACAGUCGCAUACUUUGUUUUGUCGCCUUUCCUUGUCGAGAACCAGCGUGCAUCCAUGUCCGGUCUGCGCUGGGUUUACGCUUUUGCGUUUAUCAAUGCGUCGCUCUCGCAUCUCGUUUCUUGGAUUGUGUCUUUGGCUACGGUCGUCGUGCCCAGUCUGUUUGCGGAUUCUGUUCUGGAGAAGCUUCAUCCUGCGAAUGUCUUUGCUAUUCCUCUUCCUUGGUCGGGUUUGACUGUUGAUAAUGUUGGUGAUGGUGUUCACGCUUUCUUGCGUUGGGAUUAUUUGAUUGGCUCGGCUGGUAUUUUGCUUUGGGCGAUUCAGCUGUAUACUGUUGCUCAUAGGCAACUUAGUGCUGUUUCUUGGGGUAGUUUCUUGUUCAAGGUCACUCUUUUGACUGCUCUGGUUGGUCCUGCGGGUACUGCAGUGGAGCUCGUCUGGGAACGGGAUGAGCUCGUUUUCUCCGAGACUGGGGGCCCCAGGCAGCAGGUUUCUAAGACUAAGAAGUCCACCUAA